AUUGAAGUUCUAUCUACGGUCCUUGUAGUUUUUUAAACAUGCGAGUCUCCAGAUGUGUUUGCGACAAGAAGAAAAGUUCCAGUCGUCUGUGUUUGACUGUAUCGCUAUUUCAGAACUACUAGAAAACUGUUAAAACAGCACAGAGCUUGUGACUCUUUUACAGCUCGCCGUGUGGUGCGUGAUACCCGAUGGCGAGACACAACGGACUGUAUUGCAUCUUGAAUGAGGACAGUGCAACAGAGCUGCCAGGGGCACCUGCAGUGAUUCUUGGACCAGUGAAGGUGCUUUGAGUUGAGCAACAUCUGCUGAGGCCUCCCCUUUUUUCUGGACAACACCAUGGCAAUGCAGCAGUCCCUGAAGUCGUCCGGAUCCACCACUUUAAGCUCUCAGGUGCAUGCAGCGGCUGUGAAUGGAGACAGGAGCUCCUUGCAGAAGCUGAUAACAGCAGAGCCAUGUCUGAGAGACAGUGAAGAUCAAUUUGGGAGGACCCCUCUGAUGUACUGCGUUCUGGCUGACCGCUUGGACUGUGCUGAGACGUUAUUGAAGGCAGGAGCUUCCGUCAACAAAGCUGACCACAGCAAGAGAACCGCACUGCACCUUGCUGCACAGAAGGGAAACGUUCGUUUCAUGAAGUUGCUACUGUCACGGCAUGCUGAUUGGCUGUUAAAGGAUCUGGAGGAAAUGACACCACUUCACUUGGCCACGCGGCACUCCAGCCCCAAACCUCUCUCGCUUCUCCUCAAGCACAUGGCACCUGGAGAGGUGGACACUCAGGACAGGAACAAACAGACAGCAUUGCACUGGAGUGCAUUCUACAACCACCCUGAGCAUGUGAAGCUGCUGAUCAAACAUGACUCAAACAUUGGAAUCCCUGACAGUGAAGGCAAAAUCCCUCUGCACUGGGCUGCUCACAACAAACACCCUAAUGCCACACACACCGUGCGCUGCAUUCUGGAAGCCGCUCCCACAGAGUCUCUGUUGAACUGGCAAGACUAUGAGGGUCGGACACCACUUCACUUCGCAGUGGCCGAUGGGAAUGAGGCGGUGGUUGAGGUUUUGACAUCAUACCAUGGCUGCAACGUUACAGCUUAUGACAAUCUGUUCAGAACACCCCUGCACUGGGCAGCGCUUUUGGGCCAUGCACGGAUUGUUCACAUGCUGCUUGAGCGGAACAAGUUAGGCAUGAUUCCAUCAGACAGCCAGGGAGCCACACCACUGCACUACGGAGCUCAGAGCAACUAUGCUGACACGGUGGCAGUGUUUUUGAAGCACCCCUCAGUCCGGGAUGAGCCUGAUCUGGAGGGCAGGACAGCUUUUAUGUGGGCUGCUGGGAAGGGCAGCGAUGAUGUAAUCAAAACCAUGCUGGAACUUAAGGAAGAACUGGACAUAAACAUGGCUGAUAAGUAUGGAGGAACAGCGCUUCAUGCGGCAGCACUCUCAGGCCAUGUUUCCACUGUGCGGUUGUUGCUGGAAAAGGGAGCCAUGGUGGACCCUCUGGAUGUCAUGAAACAUACUCCCCUGUUCCGUGCCUGUGAGAUGGGCCACCGUGAUGUCAUUCUUACACUCAUUAAAGGUGGGGCUCGUGUGGACUUGGUGGACAUAGAUGGCCACUCUGCACUGCACUGGGCAGCACUAGGUGGCAAUGCGGAGGUGUGUGAGGUACUGAUGGAGAACGGGAUCAGUCCGAACUUGCAGGAUCAGGCCGGCAGAACACCACUGCAGUGUGCUGCCUACGCUGGCUACAUCAACUGCAUGGCACUGCUCAUUCAACACAAUGCUGACCCCAACAUCCAGGACAAGGAGGGGAGAACUGCACUACACUGGUCAUGCAACAAUGGUUAUCUGGAUGCUGUAAAGCUUCUUCUGGGAUGUGGAGCUUUCCCCAACCACAUGGAGCAUACAGAAGAGAGGUACACUCCUCUGGACUAUGCUUUGCUGGGGGAGCAUCAAGAGGUCACUCAGUUCCUGCUGGAGCAUGGAGCCAUGUCCAUCGCUGCCAUUCAGGACAUCGCUGCCUCCACCAUCCAGGCCCUCUACAAAGGAUACAAAGUCCGCCGAGCCUUCAGGGAGCGCAAAAACCUCCUCAUGAGACAUGAGCAGCUCCGCAAAGAUGCAGCCAAGAAGAGGGAAGAGGAGCGUCGGCGUGAGGCAGAACAGCAGCUUUCAUUGGCUGAGGAACUGCAAGAACAGAUGUCAUUGGUGCAAGUGGGAGGGAAAAGACCAUCACCAGCAGAGAAAGGGCACAACGUAGAGGUUCAGGAACCAGUGACGCCUAAAGGUCUGAAACUUAGAAAACCAUCAAAAAUACAUCAUAGCCAAAUCAGGAGAGACAAAAAGCAAAAACAUCAAGAGCACAGGCUGGAGACUGAAACACCAGAAACCCCUCACUUCUUGGUGACUCUAACCCCACCAGUAACCUCUCUGGGUGUAAAACACCGGUCAGACACAAAGACUGUGGUUUGUGAGUCUGAAGAGUGCAUAACCAGGCAUGAGCGUCGUUCUCCUGCUGGUUCCAGCAGGCCGGGCAGUGCCAGGCCAGCACGAACGGGGUCCCAGUCAGCACCUGGACCCUCAGAGACCACCCCAGCUCCCAGAAAUACUGCCCACUCCAGACCCAGGACUUCGGGGAGUCACUCCAGAGCUUCUUCAGCAGCCUGUUCAAAAGCAUCUCACGCUGUAUCCACUGAGAGCUCCACAGAAACCCACUCCAAACCUGUAGCCAGAAGGAGCUGUUCAGCUGCAGCUGUCCAGCAACCUAGCAGCUUGGGUUUCCCAGAGAAGCCAUACAGGACCAAGAGAGAGAAGGAGAGAAGGACUGAUAAAGAGAAGGAGAAAGACACAGGGACUGAGAGAGAAGGAGAAAAAGUUGUGGAAAGAGAUAAAAACAAAGGCACAAGACCUGAAACAGAGAAAGGGAGACGGAAAGAGAGUGAGAAAGAAAAACAAAUCGAAAAAGAAAGGGAUCAUAAGAGAAAAAGUCUCUUCCGAAAGAAUCAGGCAGCAAGGACAAUACAGACAGCAUGGAAGAGGUCCUGUGUUCGGAGACGCCUGAGGGAAGUAAUAUGUGGAGGUGUAAAAAGGGCAGAGCCUGCAGAGGUCAUUGCCAUUCUGAUUCAGAUUUUAUGGGACCAACCAGUCGGUAUUGAUCUCACUGACCAGAAAACCAUUUCUGCAGCGCAGUCAACGUCUAUCAAGGCUGCGGGGAAGAAAAGCUCAGUGCUACAAAAUAUCUACGGUGGAGCCCAGGCCAAAAGGGGACGCUCUCUCAGAACUGUGUCUGCUCUUAAUACACACAGCCAGAGUCAACUACAGCUGGACCUAUCACUUAAGACCAACAAACAACUGAGCGGUAUGGAGUGUGUGCACUUGCUGGACUCUUUGAGUCAAGCCAAACAGUUUUCCUAUCACUUACGGCCUCAGAGUGCCAGCAGCAAGAGCAGUCACAACAGAACCAAGGAAUGAAAGACCCUCCCCCAUCAUACACACAUCACACAGUGUACCAAUAACUGGACAACAUACACUAAAUAUAUACACAAAACGAUUGAGCAACACAUUACCACAUUCCCCUACCACAAACUGAAACCAACAACUGACAUACAUGCAAACACUAAACCCACAAAAUAAUCCUGAAAAUCAUACAUACCUGCUUAUUUAUUUAUCUGGGACAGGAAACAGGGUCUUGGGUCGGACGUUAAAGGACAGACCUCAGUGUUACAUGUUACCUAAACCCUUCACAAAUUGCAAAAGCAAACAUUUGAACAAGAAUUAUGAUGCACUUUUAUUUAAAACUGUAAUGAAAAACAGCCUUCAGUACUCCAUAUUUCCAGCUACUGUCAUAACAUGUAUCAACUGUUAAUCAUUAAUAUACAAUUUUGGCCUUUGCAAUAUUGAUAUCAUAGAAGGCUACGAUAUGCAAAUAAGCCAUCUAACCAGUCAGUGUUUUUUUUUUAAAACUGUGUUGUGAACAUCCUGACUAAACACAAUGUCAGUUCCACAAUUCCACAAGGUAUCCAACAAAUCAUUUCACUAAUAAUGCAGGCCAGUCUUUAGGCAUGUCACAGUAUUGAUUCACUACUGCAUUUGUAAUAUAAAGUACUGUGCAAAAGUCAGAACCCAGCUUUCAUUUCAUUAAUUUCAAAACAGCAGAGUUAUUCAUUUUUCAAGAGACAUUUCUGAUAAUAUAAGCCAUAAUGAAUGGGAAGGUCAUAGAAAAGUAAUUGGGGGAAAAAACUGGAAUUUCCUUAACUCAAAAAGUGCUACAGUCACCACCAAAUAAACAGUACUUGAAGCAUUCAUCUUUGAGAAAAUCAAGCUCCACUCUUGCUUCUGAUCUGAGAAAAUCCACAGGAGUUUCUGUCCAUCCUUCCACUAUGCAAAGACAACUGAACACUAUGGGUUUGAAAGAAUGUGUAGUUGUCAAGAGAAAAGGAAACGGAUAAAAGAGCAAAAUUUGCAAAUCAAAAACAAAGAAGCUGCUGGUGUUCUCAGAACAACUGGACUGAACAGUCCACACCUCAAUGUCACUGAAUCUGUUUGGGUUUGGAAAUAUAUCCCUAAAUAUGUAUUUGGAAAACUGAAAACAAGUCUCACAAAACAAAUGGAGGCUAUAAUAAAGGCAAAAGGUAGACACACUAAACACUGGUUUAUAGAAGUAUGUAUGUAAAAUUGUUGAAGCUUCUGUUUAAUUUUCUGUGAAAUGUUUUCAUUUUUUGUUCCUGACAAUGAAAAAUGAAUAACUUGUACAUAGAAAUUAAAUAAGUGAAGGGGGGUCUCUGAUUUCUGCACAAUAAAAUAUUGCAAGGUGCAUCACAAUCAUAAUAUGGAGCAAUGAACAAGUGAGCUACGCCAUUUUUAAAUUGCAUGUGCAAACAAGCAUAUGCUGAUCACAUUUUCAGUGUUACUCUUAACCAACUAUGACUAAGAUGGAACAUGGCCAGCAUCCAGAUUUCUAUGCCAAACCUCUGUUGCCACUGACGACCACAUAGGUUAAAGGUUAAGCCCACAAACACAGCAUAUGCAUGAGAUAACCUUUCGUUCUGUCAUCGUCAGGUUAUACACCUGUCAUAGAGGUGACAUACUCCUGAUAUAACAAGACCACCUGCAUGGGUGCACUCACUACACACCAAGACACUACAACACGAACACACAAUUGAAAACAGGCAGAAUAUAAUAACCACCCAUGGAAAUCACCCCAGUUUCUUGCUCUACAAUAGAGGCUUUGCAAAACCUUUCUUUUUAAUUUAAUAUUGGAAAUUGAAUGCAGCCUUGCUUGUAUCUUGGCUCCAUGUUCACUGAGAACAAAAAAUGGCUCAUAUGUUUUAUUUAUAUCUUUAAAAGUGUUUACACAUAUUGUUCACAAUUUUAUUCUGUGCCCUUAUUUAUUCUACAUAUGCUUCUUUUUUAGUUUAUCAUCUUUUUAUUAUUCGCGGACAGGUACUGCAUUUUAGAAGUUUUUUGUAAUGUUGGUCUUUCAUAUGUGCCAUAAUGGCGAAUGAUAUACAAGGAUAAGUACGGACUUUUAAAGGAAUACUCCAGCGGGAUUCAAUCUAACCUCCAUAUGUAUCUGUAUUAUACUGUCAGUUACCACAGACAAUAAUUUUUACAUGUUUUCCUGUACAUAGUAAAGGGAUUGAAGACCCGUUUACUCAAAACAUGGCAGAAGUCAAUCACUUAUAUUAAAAAAAAACUGACAUGACAAAGAGUCCAAAUAGAGUAAAGGACAUUCAAAAAACCA
Pygocentrus nattereri (red-bellied piranha) is the source of this 5734-nucleotide messenger RNA. RefSeq names its product inversin (gene invs). Bases 337 to 3462 code for a protein of 1041 amino acids. Gene Ontology annotation, molecular function: protein binding. NCBI's taxonomy places the organism in Eukaryota, Metazoa, Chordata, Actinopteri, Characiformes, Serrasalmidae. The record is from RefSeq and is a predicted model, not a curated record. The transcript is spliced from 18 exons.